AUGAGUUGGCUGCACCGUGAGCUGGAAACCAUGGAUCCCUCGAUCUUUUUACAAUAUUCACCUUCCCCUCCAAAUGGACUACCACAAGAAUCGAAGUUGGCAACCUACAUGAAUCGUUCCACUUCUACUCCCACGAGAUCCCUCAACCAGGCUCUUGGCAAACUCAGCUUGGAGUCUUCACCUACUGCAAUUAAGAAGGUGGUGAUAACAGAAUUUGUUCCAAUGAACUAUUUUCCUCCACCUAGCCUACUUCAGCCAGACUCUCCAGAAAGUUCUUCCCCUUCUACUAUGUCAGCAGUUCCCAAUACUUCUCAAGUACAUCAGGAAAAUGUUGGUGGUACUACAUACUUCUACUCCACCAACUCUGAUAGUCUGAACACUUCAGGAGCCUUGAACUCCUCCACAUCCAUUGGCCCUUCGGAGUCAUGCUUGAGUGGUGCCGUGGGCGGCGCGGCCUCGCCGUACGCCACUCAGAUCUACUCUGGAACACCAACCCAUAUGGGUCCAAUGACUUCGAAACAAGGUCUGGCCGCAUCUUUCUACAUGCCCGAGACGAUCCGCUCUGAGAUUUACGAGAGAAACGACGAUGUCUUCUUGCAACCAGAUCUUCGCCAGUAUCCAGAUUUACCAGAAAACGUGGAAAUGUAUUCCGAACUGACGCCAUUAGAGAGUAUCGCACCGCACUGUAUUGCGACAUCAUACCGCGCCACACACCGGCAGAGCGGUGAACAUUAUGCUCUCAGGCGCUUACAUUCAUACUCCACGUCUAUCACAAAACGCCUGGAGAUGUGGAAGCAGAUUGACCAUCCCAACGUCGUGAAGCUACACGACUGGUUCACUACUAAAGCUUUCGGGGACCACUCGAUGGUGCUGGUGUACACCUACCACCCAGCCUGCACGACUUUGAUGAAUAAAUAUCUGUCCGGUGGCGCUGGAAACGCCGUCAACGAUGCGAACGGUGCCUUCCACGACCCGUUCUCUUCCGACCCGGAUGCACCCCGUCCAUAUACUCAUCAGAAAAAUGCGAUGCUCCGCGCGGUGGCGAGUGGUGCUUUGCUCCCCGAGGCUGUACUGUGGAGUCUCCUUGUUCAACUCACGGCGGCGCUAAGAGCAAUACACACUGCCGGACUAGCGUGCAGUAGCUUGGAUCCCACGAAGGUGGUCAUGAAUGGCUGUCGCGUGCGCAUAUCCUGGUCCGGAGCCACCGACGCUCUGCAUGCUAACAGUACUGAUAUCGCGCAGGCACAGCAAGACGACCUGACGGCUCUGGGUAGACUCGCGCUGGCGCUGGCCUGCCGCACCAUCCACUGCGACAACCUCGCCGCCUCCAUGGAGCUCGUCGCGCGAACCUACUCCGCCGACCUAAAGAACCUUAUACUGUAUUUAUUAUCGUCGUCGACUGCUCGCCGCUCCGUCACUGAUCUCAUGCCGAUGAUAGGUGCCAGGUUUUACACGCAGGUGGAGGCGUUGGAGCGACGUGCCGAUGUAUUCGAAGACCAACUGGCUCGCGAGAUUGAUAAUGGAAGACUGCUACGCAUACUCAUCAAAUUAGGAGUAGUUAACGAGAGGCCCGAGUUGAACCUCGACGCGUCUUGGUCUGAGACUGGUGACCGGUACAUGUUGAAACUGUUCCGGGAUUACUUGUUCCACUCAGUGACCGCGGACGGCAGGCCCUGGCUCGACCAGGCGCAUUUGGCGCACUGCCUCAAUCAACUCGAUGGCGGCACUACGGCUAGGGUGGAACUGAUGUCGCGCGACGAGCAGAGCGUGCUGGUGGUGUCGUACGCCGAGCUGAAGCACUGCCUCGAGCAGGCAUUCGAGGAAGUGAUGCAGGCGGCCGCCGCCGAGCCCUAG
Messenger RNA from Spodoptera littoralis (African cotton leafworm), 1854 nucleotides. Lineage: Eukaryota; Metazoa; Arthropoda; Insecta; Lepidoptera; Noctuidae. The record is from the annotation of a GenBank genome assembly.